AUAGUCUACAGUAUCCAGUUUGCAAUUCUUUCUGGAUGCGUCUCUUGAAUUACGACGAAGGAGAUGAUGAAAUUAACUUUACUGCUCGUUAUUGGCGUUAUUGCCAGACAGACAUACGGCGAUGAACCAGAAGCCAUCGUGGGUGGCAACUUAGCCAGGCCAGGUCAAUUUAAAUUUCCAGUUUCUAUUCAAGUAAAUGAUGCGCAUAUAUGCGGAGGAAGUCUUAUUAGCGAUACUCAUAUCAUUACCGCUGCUCAUUGUGUUGCAGAUCCCAAUAACGUUAAAAACAUGAGUGUUGUAUCGGGAACCACCGACUUGUUAAGAGGCGGCGAGAGACAUGAGAUCAAGUGCGUUCGUCCACAUCCUGACUACUCUGGUCGAAAAAAACAUGCAUGGAGGAAUGAUAUCGCUGUGAUCACUUUGAAAAAGACGAUCAAAACAAACCCAUACCAAGCUCCGAUUCCUCUAGCGAAUAUGGAUUAUGCCACUGGCGAUUAUAAGGGUAUAGUAUGUGGAUGGGGAUUAAUCGGCGAAACCUUGAAAGAUUUGAUUGACUCUACACUGAAACUUAGAUCGGUCGAAAUGAAUGUUUUGAGCACGGAGGAUUGCAUGAAGGAACAAACACAUGCACAAACCAAUAACAAACAUAUAUGCACUCGGGCGAACGUUAAUAAAGGUUUCUGCACUGGUGACAGCGGUAGUCCUCUUAUGGUCAACGGCCAGCUCUGUGGUAUUGUCUCUUGGUCCAAGUCGUGCGGUGGAAGUUUACCUGAUGUAUACACGAAUAUUUACUAUUAUCUGGAUUUCAUUAAGGAAAGUCAAAACAUAUGCCGAUGAUAUAAUUAAUUACAAUCGACUGGUAACUUAUAUACCAGACACUCUUUUAAGAUUUUCAUCACCACGUGUGAUAUAUGGUACAAUUAUCAUUAAUAU
This is a messenger RNA of Harpegnathos saltator (Jerdon's jumping ant), 933 nucleotides long. RefSeq names its product chymotrypsin-1-like. The record is from RefSeq and is a predicted model, not a curated record. Gene Ontology annotation, molecular function: serine-type endopeptidase activity. The transcript is spliced from 5 exons. Gene Ontology annotation, biological process: proteolysis. NCBI's taxonomy places the organism in Eukaryota, Metazoa, Arthropoda, Insecta, Hymenoptera, Formicidae. Bases 64 to 837 code for a protein of 257 amino acids.